Acanthosepion pharaonis is the source of this 882-nucleotide messenger RNA. The record is from the annotation of a GenBank genome assembly. NCBI's taxonomy places the organism in Eukaryota, Metazoa, Mollusca, Cephalopoda, Sepiida, Sepiidae.
AUGGAAAAUGAUCAUGGAAAAGAAAUAUUCCAGAGUGUUGAAUUCUUUGCAUUAUUUGAGAAUGAGGUGUACCAUCUGUCUCUCCCUUCUGUUUUCUUCUUUCUCUCUUUUCUUUCUCUUUUCUCUUCUUUCUCUUUUCUCUUCUUUCUCUUUUCUCUUCUUUCUCUUUUCUCUUCUUUCUCCUUAACUGUUGCUUCUUCCUUCAUGGUGUUUUAUAUUUGUUUUUCUUGUUUUUUGAAUUCCUUUCUUUUUUUCUUUCUUCCUAUUUUUCAUAUUCUCUUUUUCGUCUGCCAUUUAGGAAGAUUAUAUAUUCUGCAUUCAAUUUUUUAUUUUUUAUAUCUCUCUUUUUUCCUUCUUAUUUGUUUUUAUUCCUUUUCUUUUUCAUCUUCAUUCUAUUUUAAAUCUUUUACUUUAUUUUUGACAUUUUCUUCUUUGCUACCUAUCCCCUACAUCAUUUUUUACAUUUUCUUCUUUGCUACCCUCCCCAGACUUUAUUUUGGACAUUUUCUUCUUUGCUACCUAUCCCCUACUUCAUUUUUUACAUUUUCUUCUUUGCUACCCUCCCCAGACUUUAUUUUUGACAUUUUCUUCCCCUAUCCCCUACUUCAUUUUGACAUUUUCUUUUUGGACUUUAUUUUUGACAUUUUCUUUUUUUUACCCUCCCCUAGACUUUAUUUUGACAUUUUCUUCUUUGCUACCAUUCCCAGACUUUAUUUUGGACAUUUUCUUCUUUUGCUACCCUCCCCAGACUUUAUUUUUGACAUUUUCUUCUUUGCUACCUAUCCCCCACUUUAUUUUGGACAUUUUCUUCUUUGCUACCCUCCCCAGACUUUAUUUUUUGACAUUUUCUUCUUUGCUACCCUCCCCUACUUCAUUUUUUGA